UUUUUUGUUUGUCUCGUGCGUGCGUGCGUGUGUGUGUGCUGCAAAGCAAAUUACCGCAAAAGACACCGGACAGUCUCGCCGUUUGCGCCGCGUUGAGCGAUUGACGAGUGUGAGUGUGUGUGAGGCGCAGUGUGUGCACGGCGUUGGUAGUGGUACGGCUCUACCAUACUCAGCAUACGGGAAGGGGCCAGGAAAACGCUGCUCCGUGGGGAAGAGUCAACGCGCCGAACGCGUCGUAGGGCAGCGGCACAAACCCAUCAACGUGUGUACGACGACGCCCUUGCGCGGUGUGUCCAUUUUCACCACUACGCUUCCCCCUACCCAACGCUUUCCACUACUGUCCCAAUCCUUCAUCCUCCAGUCCCAAGCAAAGCCACCCAGACACGCUUACCUUGGUCCCGUCACCCACCUUGGUCCAGCAAACCAGCAAACAAAACAAACCAAAAAAAAUUAUACAAAAACUCGCGCGCGCCACGUACACGCGCGCGCGGCAGUGGCUGUUGUGGUUGUGGGGUGAAUUACACAUUGGCAAUACGCACAAGGGCAAAGGGUAUACAAAUUCCCUGUGCAAAAACAGUUCGUAUGACCGCCCUCUCUCCCCUGUCACAGGUUGAAUGAGAUUUUAGCCUGAAAAUCCGCAACGCUGCCGCUACUACCGAUUGCGCCCGAUAAAUCAUUUUGCCAAAGCAGCAUCUAGUGGUGUACCACAAAAGGGGUCGCAAAGGAUCGUUUUAAGCUCGGGAAAGAAUUUUGGUAGCGCAAGAAAACCAAAAAGAACACAUCAUCUUUGCCCAUACCCGCGUUUGAGCGAAUGAUUCUUUCCGGCGAUCGCUGAUUGAUCGCUCGUUUCUUUCGGACUUUGGCGACUAGCAGGGCGCGCGUUCGGUGUGCAAUUUACACACACACACACACACAUACGUCAGGGAACCAGCACACAGCCCAAAGCAAAGGCAGAAGUAAAAGAAAAGAUAGAAAAGAGCCGUGGUGAUAUUUUCAACUGCAAAUCAUUCUCGCAUUCUUUCCCUUUGCACACACACACCAUUCAUAGUGUGAGUGUGUGUCGAUAGUGAUUUUUUUCUCAUCUUCUCUGUUGUUGUUGAUAGGAGAAACCAAAGGGGGUUGAAUAGGGAUAGAAGCGCGUGAACGAAACGGGUUUGAAGUUGAAAAAAUACGGCUAUCGAAUAGAACUCUCUAAUGAGCAGCAGCAGCAGCACGCUGAGUCUCGAAGCAGCUAACCAAAGCAACUAGCAAAAGGGAGAAGAAGGAAAAAGAGGGUAAAGAAACAUAUCAAGGAAAAGCGAUCAAGGAGGGGGAAACUAAGCUGAGAAAACAGCCAAAAGCUUCAAACACAGAACGGAACGAACUGGCGUGGUGGUGGUACCGAGAUUCUUAGCUUUUUAAUGUGAUGAGCUGCUGCUGAAUGGUUACUUUUUUGUAUACGUAUUGAGGAAGUGUGUAUGCAUGCGUGUAUGUGUGAUAGCGUGUGGCUGUGUGUGAGAGAAAGAGCAACAAACCAAAAAAAACCAGAAAGGGUGUGCAAGGUGCAAACGCGAAACGUGCGAAGGGUGAGAUCGUAGCAACUAAACCAGAACUGAUCCAGUGCGCGCUCGUUGCGUGUGUGUUGCUGUCUCUCUGGCGUUCUGACUCGUCUGCCCAUUUUCUCUCCCGGCGACGGAAGAAGCGUGAUCUGCAGGGCUGGUGAGGGGUCGAAAGCAUAGUCAGAGUCAAAAUAAAAAUUAAAGAAAAUAAAAAAAGCGGAAGCGAGCAAACCUAGGGUCAGUUGUGUGUGCGAAGGUACCGCGGGCAAAGAAGUGUGUAAAGUGAGAGGGAUCGGAUAAAGCAGCGGGAAAACCACGAAAGGUUGAAAGACAGGCCGCUUGAAAAAGGUUGGCUCAGGUUGCGUGUUUUUCGUUCAGUCAGACAACGGUCAUCCUCCUUCGUGCUCUCUCUCUCUUUCUGUCUCGGUAUUUGCUUCGCCGGCAAAGGGAGCGAAGAUAGAGCAACAUCUCUCCGCGCAAGAACCUGUGUGGAGAGUGUGAAGAAGAACGCUUAAAGGCACGCUGACGCGGCAUCAACAAUACGCGCGGUUGCGACUCGCUGCGAUCGAAGAUCGUCGACCGUUGCCGAGCGUAACGUAGCAAAACCGGUUCCAGACAUAAUCAAAAAUAAUUACCAACCAAUACCAAACCAGCUCUCGAGCACACAGCUCCUUCGCCCGGUCUCUCUUGGUGGCGUUCUUAAAGCAGGCGAGCAACAACCCUCUUCCCAGUUCUUUUUUUAUUUGAGGGCGUUUGUUGUGCGUGCUUCAAUCCCGUCUUGGAAUCGCUUUUUCGAUAGUCUGCGUGUGUGUGUAUGUGGUAUUGCAUACACACCACACGAAUACAUUCCGGAGGUGGUGAUCAUCAGUGGUCGCGUCGAUUUUGGUACGCGCGCCUACCAGCUAUAGAUCCAUCCGCGGGAAGCGAAGGUGAACGGCGGGCGCACCACCGCACAACGAGCACACAGCUAGCAACAGCACCACCAGCAGCACCAGUGCCCGCGACCGCGUCCCUACUGUACCAGCAGCAGCACCAGCAGCAACCGAGUCCAGCAGUGAGUGCCAGUGCUCCCUCGGCAACCAACGUCACUGCACUGUACGCGGCCGGUUCCUCCACGAUCCUGCACGUAGAGCUUGGUCGGGCCAGUACCGGCGAACUAGUGAGCGCGUCCGCGAACGGACUUUGCUGCAGUCAGCAGUUGUGCUACUGUGGACACUGCUACCAAGGGCAGGCCGUACCGCCACAGCAGCAGCAGGGUAUCUUCCUAUCGCCGGCGGCACCAGCGCUAACCACGCAGAGCUAUCCCGCGAUACUCGCGCAGGAUCAGCAACACCCCGUCGUCGUUGGACGGUACGCGGACAUCUCCGGUGUCAACACGAACAGUGGCAGCAGCUGCAGCAGCAGUAGUACUACGGAGCUGCUGAAUCACUCGUCCUCCCCGACGUCGUCCGGUGAGAUCGGCUACUAUACGACUGGCGGUACCGCCACCAGCACCACGUCCACACCGUACCAUCACGCGUAUCCGGCUCCGCAGCUGUUGAGCCACCAUCCCCAUCAUCCCCACCAUCCGCAUCCACAUCAUCUGCCGGCGCAUCAUCCGCAUCCGCUGCUAGUUCAGCAACCGUUCCAGCAACUCGCUCAUCAGCAGCAACAGUUGCAACUCUACCACCACUACCACCUUCACCAGCAGCAGCAGCAGCAGCAGCAGCACCAGUUUCAACAGCAACUUCAGCAGUACUUCGACAGCAGCCACAGCAGUCUCAGCAACAGCAGCGGGAGCAGCAUCGUCAGCAGCAAGACACUAAGCAUGCGAGGAAGCGACGAACUACUUAGUCAAGCAGCUGUUAUGGCUCCAGCGUCGGACAACAACAACCAGGAUCUCGCCACCAAGAAAGCCAAACUGGACAGCACCAACACAGUGAUCGGUAUGGGCAUCACGAAAACAUCGCGCGUGGUGCACAUCCGCAACAUCCCGAACGAGGUGAGCGAAGCCGAAAUUAUGCAGCUCGGGCUGCCGUUCGGACGCGUCACGAACGUGCUGGUGCUGAAGGGCAAAAAUCAGGCUUUCAUCGAGAUGGGCGAUGAGACGGCUGCCUCGACGAUGGUGAGCGUGUUCCACGCCAAUCCGCCACCGCUGCGGGGCCGUACGGUUUACGUGCAAUACUCCAACCAUCGGGAAUUGAAGAUCGAUCAAAACCAUGCAAUUGCGAACGUUACGAACGCGCUGCAAGCACAGGAUCUCACGCAGUCACCGACCGGGUCGCCGUUGCCGCUAUCGAUCGAACAUACCAACAGCAACUCGCAGAACGCCAGCAGCAACAACACGAACAACAGCUCCACGACACCGAGCAGCGGUGGUGGUGGUGGCGGCGGCGGCAGCGGUGCACCCAACACCGUGCUCCGGGUAAUCGUCGAGUCGCUGCUGUAUCCAGUUUCGCUUGACGUGCUGCAUCAGAUAUUCCAGCGGUUCGGAAAAGUGCUGAAAAUUGUCACCUUCACCAAAAACAACUCGUUCCAGGCUCUGAUACAGUAUCCCGAUGCGCAGACCGCCCAGACCGCGCGAGCAUCGCUGGACGGGCAGAACAUCUACAACGGGUGCUGCACGCUGCGCAUCGACAACAGCAAGCUGACGGCACUGAACGUGAAGUACAACAAUGACAAGUCGCGAGACUACACCAACCCGUCGCUGCCGUCCGGUGAGCCGGGCAGCGACGUCAUCGCGAGUGCCGGCGGGCUGGUAUCGGCGAGCGAUCUGCUCCUGCUGGCGACCGGUCAGCGACCGCAGCUGUCCCGCGACCGACUAGUCAAAUUAGACAAAUCUCCCUAUUUUCUAGUGAACGGCUUAGCGACGCCGGGCGUGAUGCCACCGUUCGGGCUCGGGCUCGGUACGCCGGCACUCGCGAGUGCCUAUGGUGGCGCCCUGCCCAGCCUGAACGCGUUUGCGCUCGCAUCGAACGGUGCCCUCGGAACGCCGAACCCAGCCAACGUGCGGGGACUCUCCAACGUGCUGCUCGUUUCCAAUCUCAACGACGAGAUGGUCACGCCUGAUGCUCUAUUUACCCUCUUUGGAGUGUAUGGUGAUGUACAACGUGUAAAGAUUCUCUACAACAAGAAAGAUUCAGCAUUGAUUCAGAUGGCUGAACCCUACCAGGCGUAUUUGGCUAUGACCCAUUUGGAUAAGCUUCGUAUCUGGAACAAAACGAUCCGCGUGAUGCCGAGCAAACAUCAGGCGGUGCAGCUGCCGAAGGAGGGCCAGCCGGACGCGGGACUGACCCGCGACUAUGCACAAAACCCGCUGCAUCGAUUCAAGAAACCAGGCAGCAAAAACUACCAGAACAUCUAUCCACCAUCUGCUACACUGCAUUUAAGCAACAUUCCAGCUACCGUAACCGAGGAUGAAAUCAAGGAAGCUUUCACCAAGAACAGCUUUGAAGUAAAAGCUUUCAAAUUUUUCCCGAAGGACCACAAGAUGGCGCUGAUACAGCUCAGCUCGAUCGAGGAAGCGGUGUGCGCGCUGAUCAAGAUGCACAACUACCAGCUGUCCGAGUCGAACCAUUUGCGCGUCAGCUUCUCCAAGUCCAACAUCUAACUGCGAGCGCCCGCGUACGCGAGCGCCAAACACGGUACAUCGCCGGUACAGCUGCCAGUAGUAGUUCCACCACCUCCACCACCACCACCAUCUACCCCGCCACCACCACCGCCGCCACCGCCACCACCGCCACUACCAUCUGCUCGCCCGCCCACGGCAUCGCAUUCAUCAUCGAGCGGUCCCGCAUCGGUCAGCGACGAGACCAUCACUGGAACUAGCAACACGGCGUCAAACUCAUCUACCACCACCACCACCACCUCCGCCUGCUCUUCCUCCCCACCUACAAUCACAACAACAACAACAGCGACCUCGACAUGAUCGCGGUAAGAGACGCAGCAAGAAGCACGGUACCGAACGAAACACGGUUGUUCCCCGUUUUGGUGGGGAGAGGAUAGCAACGGUGGCACAGCAAACAAAAACAACUGCAGCUAAAUACGAGCUAAGAAAGCAGCACAUACACGCCGUCAAUAUGAUGAGACGGGGCUCCGCCAACCGGGUCCUGGCCAAACAUGCGUUUACAGUAGCCUAACGAGAGAACGUGUCGAAUAGCACGGAGAGUGAAGAAACAAAUCUUUUUUGCAUUAUCAUAAAAACACGUGUUGUUGUAAUCCGAUUCCUCCUGCGUUAGCGUCGUGGCUCGUUGCGUAUGAUGCAAACUUGGUUUGUUUGUAUUGCGUACAAUCGUCACUACUCCUGGUACUGCUGCUGCUGUUGUUGUUGCUGGGGCAAUCAAACAUUGAUUAGAAUAGAAACGAGAAUAGUAAGGAGUAGAUGAGGUACAGAAGAAUUAUGAAUCUGCAUUAGAAUCUGCACAGCAGCAGCGCAGUAGUAGGUAGUGGGGUUGCUGCAGCAAACAAAAGCGCACGCGGAACGGGAAGGAUACAGAUAAGAGAAGAAGAAGAAGAAAACAACAAACAAAAACACACAUAAAAAACCAACACAUAGACAGUAGAGACAAGUUACUAUUUGAACAUGAUUAAUGUAAGGUGUAGAAUGUUAGUAGUGAAACAUCUGAUGUUGUACUAUCAUUACAGGAACAUAGGUUGGAAGAAAGAACGGUGUGGAGCAAAAACUCUAUAUACACAUAUACAUAUAUAUAUAUAAAUCUAUAUCAUCUCUAGCUGAUAUACUUGUGCAAUGGAAACACAGAUAAGGGAGAUUUUAAUCCUUUACGGGGACUUAUGUGUUUGUGUUUGUAUUUGUGAGUGUCUAUGUACGCGCUGGGGUUAAAAAUGCUGCACUGUAACAAUUGUGGAUAAUAGUUUGUUUGUUCAUGUUGAGUCUUGCAACUGUUACAAGCUCGAGAUCGUUCGAACCAUGGAGCAAACGGAACAAAACCUUACGCACAUACACAAACACAAAUAUUAACAAAAAUAGCAAAAGAAACUCCUAUCCGGGCGCGCAAGUAUAGAGCAUUACAUAGACACGGAAGCAAAUUCUUAUCACGUCCAUUCGAGACGAACCAAAAGCCAAGUCAUUUCAAAGCGAACAGAUCAACAGAGUGUUUAAUGGGAACAAAAUAUAUCUUUAUGUCGAAACAAAAGAAAAACAUAACAAAAAAAGGAAGAAAAUGGGAAGAAAACGGGCAUGGUAGUAAUGGUAAAAUGCGUUUAGAGAAUUGUUUAGCAAAUGCAGCACAGCAGAGAGAGAGAUAGAGAGAGAGAGAGAGAGAGAGAGAGAGAGAGAGAGAAUGAGAGAAAACUAAAAAAUAUCAGUGACAAAAUAUCAAAAUCAAAACAAAAGAAACAAAAAUCAUUCGUAAACUGACAGGAACAAAUGAGAAGUAAAGCUAUUCGGGGGGAUAGGUAAAUAGAGUGUUGUAUUAAAUUUACAUAAGAGAAAACAAACACACAUACAUACAUCAAUCAUAUACACAUUUUGCAAGCGGAGGUAUAAAGUAAGAACAUCAAACAGAUUCAAGAGCAGCCAAUAUGAUGCACCACCACAGCACUGCAUACCAGGUAUGUGUGCGUGUGCCCAGUCGGCCGCCAGUCGCAUGGGACGGUAUGGGUAUAUUAUGUGCGUGUGUGUAAAAUAAUGUAAGCGAAUUUAGUAAAUUUGUAGUAGUGUUGAAGUUUGCUAGUUGAUGGAAUCAUGAUCAUGAAGCUAUUGAAGACCCCGUGUAUGUGCUGUCAGCAAAAUCCGUUUUUUCGGAGCAUGAGGAAGGCAAUCAAAUCAAUCAAUCAAACCCCCGGAAGUGUGUGCACCUAUACAAACACACACAGACACAGAGAUAGGUACCACAGAACCGCCAGAACAGCCAUCUCACGAUCGUUCUCCUGCAAAAACACCCAAUUAACACUGAAAUAUUUAAACGUUGUUUCUCCAAACCGAAAGCUACACCCAAACCAGUUACAUGUAGGUGUGACGAAAAACGAGCCGCAUUCGCAUCAUGCAGAGCGUCUCGAUAGCGCAGGAUUUGGGGUGGGUUUCUUGCUCGUAUCUUUCUUCGCCUCGACGUCAGAGUUUACUACGGCAUGGAAAGGGAAACGCACAGAACUGGAGGCUUUGUGUGGGUGUUAGCAAAAGUUCAUAAAAAGCGAGCGUGAGAGAAAGAGUACAGCAAAGUACAGUACAGGGACGGGGACAGUGCAGUAUGCGUAGGGAAGGUAGGAACAGUUCAGGAUGAUGCAAGCCACGAUUAGCGAAACCUUCAAAUCAAUUUAAAUCCACCGCGGCGCCGCUGCCCACUAACAGGCGUAACAAAUCAGUUUUGCUUAUUCCCUUUUCCUUUCACAUCUUUACGUUUAUCGUAUCCCCAUUUCGUUCCCACUCAUGGUGCGACUUAUUCUCGAAUUUCAAAUACAUGGCAGUUGAUUUGUAAGAUCGCGUUUAGUAGUAGUAUACGGUAUGAUAAAUGAUCUUUCCUCUCGAUGCUUCAAGCAGUACAAUAGGAUUUACAAGGUCAUGAUGAACAAACACCCAGACAGAGAUAGAGCAGAACAGGAGAUACACCGGGUUACACCAACCGGGUAGGUAUUAUUUGACAUUUAAGGCACUGGGCAGGACAAAAGGCAGCUGGACCCUGGCGAUGGCAGGAGCUAGAUGGGGGCGAUAUAUUUGAAUUUGAAAUAAUUUUCCAGUAUUGUUUAGGGUAUCUGUUAAGAACAGGGAUUAAACGGGCACUGGGCAACCAAUUAAUGCGUAGAUUUAUUAUCGCUAUUAUUAUUAUUAUUAUAAUUAUUAUUAUGACUUUAAUUAUUAUUGUAAUAAUUAUGAGUACGGAGUAAGCGUUAAUGCCGGUGUGGUUGUAUGUGUGCGCUGCAAUAUUUUCUCUUGUCGUCAACUGACGACUCAUUAGAACGUUUAGGGUGGUAAACUGAUCUUGCUUUCUACAGACACAUAUUCGUUAGUUUGCUCUCGAACGGAAGAGCCGUUAGAACAAAACUGCCUACUAACUGUUUUCUUUAUUUUCACUAUUUCUCACACUCCGUUUUUUUCACUCUGCUUUAUCCCAUUUGUAUCUUCUUUUCUCUCUUUCUCUGUUUUAUUUUGUUUGCACCAAUCGUUUAGUAAAGUUUCUUUACUAAAGUUGCUCUGUGUUUGUGCAAUUAUUGUGUGUGUGUUUCCAAAUGCUUCCUUUUUGUGUUCACACUUUCAUGUUCGUGCUCUCUUUCACUCUUUUCCUGUGUUUCAUAUUCUUUCUGUUAUUGAAUUUACUGUACUUGUUCGUUAUUUUCUCUAUCACGUUUCUGUCUCAACUGAAUAAGAGACUUCUGUUUUUCUCUUUCAUCUUAUUUUUCUUUUGUUUUGUUACACUUAGGGUUAGCUUUAGCAAAUAGAGAUUUAUUAAAUACAGAGAGACCAAUUGAGAUUGAGAUUAUAAUACAGUUUUUUUUUCUUCUUUUUCUUUUUGUUAUUAUAUCGUCUGACGAACACCGUGGUAAGACAAAACAAACAUGACAUCGAUUUAAGCUAAAUUGUUGUCUUAUAUUUACAAAGUGGAGCAUUCUUGUUUGAUUAAAUCAUUCCGUUUAUUCCACUGCUGAUUUCUUUUACUUCCCCAUUUUCGGGCCUUAAAACGUUUUUUUUAAUGGAAGCGUUUCGCUUAAUGGUGCAAUAUCGUUGAGAACAGCGAAUGGAAAUUUCUGUUGUAAGAAGUUUUUCCUUCCCCCUCUCCUCCCUUUCCCUCUGCAAGAAAAAGUAGAAAACACCCACUCUACCAUGAGUUUUGGGAUUUAGCUUUUCUUUAAGCUUUCUCUUUCCAUUUUCAAUGGCUUUUUCCUUGUGUUCAAGCAUGUAAAGAAAACACAAGCUUAACUUUUUGUUACGUACGGCUGGCGCAUUGUAUAGGUUGUAAAGAGCGAGCAAGAUUGUUUGUUGAUGUUAAUGUUUUUGGAAGCAAAAGCGACCAAACCCCGCAUGAUAGGGAUGGCAGCUUUUGUUUUGUUAGUUUGUUUGUUUGUUUGCUAAUCGAAUACAUUUCAUUCCCCGGGAAAGGAAAGCAGAUGGAAAACAGGGGUUACUACUGCUUCUAUCACAGCAUACCGUCUGCCGUCAGCCUCAGGUGUGUUGUUUAGACGGUAGGCAUACGGUUGGGACAAUGUGAAACAAGCAACGUGAAAAUGGAAGGAUACGAACAGAGUCAGUAAUAGCGGUAUGGUAACGGAAGUAGUAUGGAAAAAAUGAAAAACAGGGAAACAGAGCGAAACAGAGCGAAACAGAGCGAAACAGAGAAAGAAAGAAAAGAAAACGGGUUUGCUGAGAGAGAAAAAAAGCAUAAGAAAUAGAGUCAGUGAGAUUAAGAAGAAAAGUAAAUCUAUCGGCACAACAUCGGAGAUAAUUUUCUAUUUAAAAACAAAAAAACACACACACACACACAUCCUCACAGGAAUCAUAACAAGUUUAUUAGGCAAUUGAUGGAAAAUUUAGAACAAAAAGAAGAAAAAAAAAACAAAACAAAAAAUUAGCAAAUAAUUGAUAGCACGUGAAUGCUGUUUGAAAGUCGAAAAGAAAACAUGAAGGCCAAAAGAAAAAGAAAAAUAGAACGAUUAGCGAACUGUGCACAACGGAUGAUCCUCCGCAUGCAUAACGAUCAAUAGCUAGAGAUCGUGCGCAGUAGGGGACAACAAAACAACCCUCCCCUCUCCCCAUUUACAACAACCCAAACCACUCAUUCACCCCCCCGUGCAAAAGAGGCGUAGAUAAUCAACAGAGCAUCAACAGUAGAGGAAGAAACGGUGUUACCGAACAAAUGUAACGUUAAACGGUUAGGAGAUGAAGAGAUGGAGAGAAUCGAGAAUCAAUCAACACAGAUCGUCAUCAUUAAAACACACACAACCACACUUUCUUUACACAACAACAACAACAACAAAAACACACCUUUCUCUUUCUCUCUGUCUCUUCUUUGUAUAUCGCGCAGCUGAAGGAUGGGAAUCAAAUUAGCGAAAAAUGUGCAAACAUGCGACACGGCCUCGCUCCGUCACUGCGCAUCUCAAACGAUGGACGGACGGACGGACGGAGGCAAUCAGUGUCGCAGUUGCAGUUAGGCAGGUCAAGCGAAUCACUCUAUAUUGAACCAAAUCUCUGAACCCCUACAGGCGUGCGUACGCGAACAAUGGAGCUGUGUAAACACAACCUCUAUGUCAACCGCGAUGGAGACGCACGGUGUGUGGUUCAACUGAGAUUGAAAUAUUAUAUGUAAGAGAAAUCUCGACAAUCAGAUGAUGUUAUAUUUUAGCGAUAAAUCUUUAAACAAGAAAACCGACAAAACAAAUGGAAAAAGAAAACUGAAUGGUCUAUAAGAGCAAGCUCUAUUAUACAUAUUACACGACCCAUACCCAACACGACACAGAACCACUUCCUCUGCUUACAAAAUCGCGUAAAAAACACAUACACACACACACACACUCAAGCACACAGCCAAACAAACACAUGCAGCAGCAGCGCAGUAAACAAGGAAGGAAAAGAAAACACAAACCAUACCGAGCGUGUUGAGUGUGGGCAAACAAUGGUUGAAUCUUCUUCAUUAUGUGUAGCUUAUAUAUAAAUAUGACAUACAAAAACCAAUCGAAAACUAUCCUUAUCUUAUCCCUUAGACCAGCAGGAGCCAAGCAAGCAAGCGAACAGAACAGAACAUGUAUGUGUGAGUGCGUGUUGCAUAUUUGAAAGUUGCAAAGGAUGGUAAUGUUUCAUAUUUGACAGAAACCCGGUCCCGCACCUCCUCCAUGCCCGUACGAAGGCCCUAUUUGUACAUGAAGCUUGGCUUAAAUGGCCAUUUACGGAACAAUCAAAGCUAUGCUAAAAAGCGAACGAGAGACCGAUACAGGGACGAGGGGUGUGUCGGGUGAUCAACCGGAACAGGGUUUGAAGAAGAAAGAAAAAAACGAAAAACAUUUACCAGCAGCUCUCUUUGUGUAAACUUCUUCACACACACACACAAACACAUACGCUCUUAUAGUAUUGCUCGAUCGCGAGUAGUAUCUUUGUUCACGCGCCCUCCUCACACGAUGCAUGAUGCAGGAAAAGGGUACGAUAGAAGAGCGAGAAAACGCUCGCUACGCUAAAGCGAUACAAUUAUCCAUUUGUGUUUGGUUUUAAGAUUCGCGUCUUUUUUUUUUAUUUUUAUUUUCUUUUUAUAUGGAUUUUUAUACUUUUCACUAUUUACUAGCCAUAAGUUUUCACUAUAAGAAGAUCGAUCGUUUACAACAUAAGCCUCCGGGGGAAGCAAACAAAACCAGAACAGAAUUACAGCAAGCUGCUACUAUUGCUACUAGUGUACUAUCUACUAUAAAUUACUAUAACUACUACUAUCACUCGAACACUAUUAUUACUUCUUUUUCCUCUACUAUUACUACGUCGUCUACCACUACUACUACCACUACUACUACUACUACUACGCUAUUACACUAUCACUAUUGAAAGCAUCUAUUCCAAUCUUUACCUCUCUCUCUUUCUCUCUCUCUCUCUCUCUCUCGCUUUAUCUCUUUCUCCUCGCCACAAUUUCUCUUUCAUGCUCUGACCUGUGUGUGUGAUAAAUCGUUUAUUAUGACUCGCACACAUGUACUAAAUGCAAUCGCUUCGCCACAUUCUUAGAGCAUCGAACGAUUGCAGUACAUUGGCUUCACGGCCAACACGGGCAGCGGCGUUUCUCCAAGCGAGGUUUGCAUUCAAGGAUUUAUUUACCCUUACCCACACAACCCCCUCACCUCCUCCUGGUUCUCUCCUCAACGUAAAACAAAACACAAAAACAAAAUCAACAUAAAAGAGAUUUCAGAAAUGACGAGUUGUAAUGUACCGUGGAUCGCAAAUGUGUAUCAAACAUCCCGCACCGAUUAUGAGAGUAAUGACCGAUACGAUACUACUACUACUACUACUACUACUACACACCGCUAUAUAGAUAGACAUAAUGGGGGGCACACACAGCGUGGGAACAGAAACGGCAACCGAAAAUGCGGUGAUGAGAGAGUACGAAAUGGCAAACAUUUAAAAAAAAAACAAACAA
This is a messenger RNA of Anopheles coluzzii, 12571 nucleotides long. RefSeq names its product polypyrimidine tract-binding protein 1 (gene heph). The coding region runs from base 2353 to 5127 and encodes 924 amino acids. Gene Ontology annotation, cellular component: nucleus. Gene Ontology annotation, molecular function: mRNA binding. The record is from RefSeq and is a predicted model, not a curated record. Gene Ontology annotation, biological process: regulation of RNA splicing; mRNA processing. The transcript has 12 exons. Lineage: Eukaryota; Metazoa; Arthropoda; Insecta; Diptera; Culicidae.